Chrysochloris asiatica (Cape golden mole) is the source of this 969-nucleotide messenger RNA. Its product is annotated as olfactory receptor 10AD1-like. Gene Ontology annotation, biological process: G protein-coupled receptor signaling pathway. Gene Ontology annotation, molecular function: G protein-coupled receptor activity; olfactory receptor activity. Gene Ontology annotation, cellular component: membrane. The record is from RefSeq and is a predicted model, not a curated record. The coding region runs from base 1 to 969 and encodes 322 amino acids. NCBI's taxonomy places the organism in Eukaryota, Metazoa, Chordata, Mammalia, Afrosoricida, Chrysochloridae. The transcript is spliced from 2 exons.
AUGCCGCCCCAGACAAUGGAUCCCAGGAAUGGCAGCACAGUGACCGACUUUAUCCUUGUGGGCUUUGAACAGAGCUCCCCUUCCACUCGGGCAUUCCUCUUUGCUCUCUUCCUAGCCUUGUACAGCCUCGCCAUGGCCAUGAAUGGCCUCAUCAUCUUCAUCACCUGGACAGACCCCAGGCUCAACAGUCCCAUGUACUUCUUCCUUGGCCAUCUGUCCUUCCUAGAUGUCUGUUUCAUCACCACCACCAUCCCACAGAUGCUGAUCCAUCUAUUAGUCAAGAACCAUACUGUUUCCUUGGCCUCUUGCAUGGCCCAGAUGUACCUAGUCUUCUGUAUGGGUGUGGCUGAGUGCAUCCUCUUAGCCUUCAUGGCCUAUGACCGCUAUGUUGCCAUCUGCCACCCACUUAGUUAUGCCCAAAUCAUGAGUCAACAGGUCUGCUUGAGGUUGGUGGGUACUGCCUGGUUCUUUGGGCUGAUCAAUGGCAUCUUUCUUGAAUAUACAUCAUUCCGGAAUCCCUUCUGUAAAGACAACCAUAUAGAAAACUUCUUCUGUGAGGCCCCCAUAGUCAUCGCUCUCUCCUGUGGGGACCUCCUCUUCAGCAUGAAGAUAUUCUUUGCUGAUGCCAUUGUGGUGCUGCUCAGCCCCAUGGUGCUCAUUGUCAUCUCCUAUGCCCGAAUCCUGGCCUCCAUCCUCAGUAGAGCCUCCUCCUCUGGUCGAGGGAAGACUUUCUCCACUUGUGCCUCCCACCUGACUGUGGUCAUCUUCCUCUAUACCUCAGCCAUGUUCUCUUACAUGAACCCCCGCAGCACACAUGGGCCUGACAAGGACAAGCCUUUCUCUCUCCUGUACACCAUCAUCACCCCCAUGUGCAACCCCAUUAUCUACAGUAUUCGCAACAAGGAAAUGAAGGGGGCCAUGGUGAGAGCUCUGGGGAGGACCAGCCUGGCCCAAGCAGAGCCUGCCUAG